UCUCUCUCUCUCCUUCUCCCUGUCCCCACCCUGUCGCCCGGUGUUUGCCUGUGUAGGGACGAGGGCAGGACCUUGCCCACGCGCGCAUGAGCGAGCCUCCCGAGCCCGGCAGGUCCCUGUCCGCGGCGAGCUUGCUCUUUGGCGCGGCUCUCGGGUCGGGCCGGAUGCUGGCCGGUGCCGAGGCCGGUGGCCGCUGUUGUGCCGCGUGCCGGGUCCCGGCUGGCCGGACGGCCGAGGGGCUCCUCCUGGCCGCGGGCCCGGUGCUGGACACGACGGCCACCGUGCUGGUGGCGGCCUGGCCCGGGCCGGGGGCCCCCCUGUCGGUGGCACGGUCCAUCCUCCGCGACCAGGUGCACGGGGCGUUCCCCUGGGCCGGGCCGCUGAUGGCGGUGGCGGCGCUGGGGCGUGGCCCCCGGCCGGCCGUUGAUUUGGCGCGGCCGGGCUUCUGGGCGCUGGUGCUGCGCCUGGGCCUGGUCAUGGCGCUGCUCGGGCUGGGCGGUGGCCAGCCGCAGGAGGCCUUGCACCGGGUGCUGCAAGAGCGCGGGUCGGCGGUCUUCGGCGACGGCCCGGCGGCCGGAGCCGCGCGCUGCCGGUCGGUGGUGGACUGCUUCGUGCGGCAGUGCGCGGUCGCAUGCUGCACCUGCCGGGGCCCGGUGCUCCAGGCGCGGGGGGACUCCCCGGGCCCUGGGCACGCGGCGGUGCGCCUGCUCCGGGGGGGACUGGAGGAGGGGCGCUGGUCGGCCGCCGUGCCGGCCGCCGUGACCCUGGCCGCGCUGGAUGGCUGGCCGCCGGGGGCCCUCUUCUGGGCGGCGGUGGAUGUGCUUCGGCUGCAUGGGCUCCCGGGCCCGGAUCCGGGCGCCGGGUGUCCAUUCUGUCGUGCGGCCCUGGCGGCGGCGACCAGCCCCCGGGCCCGGGGAGCGGCCCUGCUGGCGGCGGCCCUGUCACAGUCGGACCCGGGGGCCGGGCCGUGUGUCGGCCUCGGGUGGCUCGCUGGGUCGGCCCGGCCGGCGGCCUUUGGCCCGGGCCUGCUCGGGCUCGGCCUCGAUGUCCUGGCGCACCAUGCCGCUCGGCCGGGCCUGGCACAUGGUCCUGGCGGCCGGUGGCUGGCUGCGCGCCUCUCCCGUGCGAUGGAUGCCGUGUACGCUGGCGGGGCCCCGGCCACCGGGCUUCGGCGCAAGGUCCUCCAGUGCGCGGCCGAGCUGGCCGCCGCCGAGGGCCUGGCGCCGGCCGAUCCCCUCGCAAGGGGCAUUGCCGCCCGGCUGGACGCCCUGCAGUCGGCCUGCCACGGCGCCGGAUCGGCCACCCCUAGCCAGCCGGUCGACCGCGCGGCAGGCGCCUCGCCCAGGCCCAGCCACAAUCACAGCGGCGGCGGCGGCGGCGGCGGCUGCUGCUGCUGCUGCUGCUGCCGCGGGGUCUGUCGAUGCUGGGCCGGGGUACCGCCGCCGGGCUGCCCCGGCACACCGCCACUCCGGGCCCUUCUCACGCGGCUCCUCACCUUCGAGGAAUCGCUCGGGCUGUGA
Messenger RNA from Fonticula alba, 1520 nucleotides. RefSeq lists its product as hypothetical. The transcript is spliced from 2 exons. The record is from RefSeq and is a predicted model, not a curated record. NCBI's taxonomy places the organism in Eukaryota, Rotosphaerida, Fonticulaceae. The coding region runs from base 87 to 1520 and encodes 477 amino acids.